AUGGAGGGCGCUUUCCCUGAGUGCGCGGUGCAGGGAGUGGUUCUGCGACAUGAGGGCGAGCACGGCCUCUUUGCAGAUCUCUCGCUGUACGGCCAUGCCGGCUGCUUCUUAGAGAACUGCAAGGCCACGGACAAGUUUGAGGCCGAGGGCGCAGGCGUUUGCGCCAGGGCCUGCGCAGCCGUGGAGGGGUGCACACACUGGAGCUUCGGACAGCAGUAUGGCUCCAAGAAGUGCUUCCUCCGCACUUCAGAUGCAGGCCGCCGCGUGUUGGCGCAUUGGGUGUCCGGCACAAAGACCUGCGGCCCGGCACCGCUGCCCCCGGGCUUCGUGGCCCACGGGGUCGCCACCUGCGCUGCGAUGAAGAGCUGCGACGCCGGGAAGUCCGUGGAGUGCCCGGACGUAGCCGCAGCGAUCAACACCUGGAUCUUCGCCAUUGACCACCUGAAGCGCGCCUUCAAGGGCCGCGUGGAUGCGGAUACCUGGGGCCACAUCGAACGAAUCGGCAAGGAGUCUGCGAACUUCCGGGCUCAGCUGACAGCGGAGUACCGCCCCAGCGACAAGGACUUCCCGCGAGUCGUCUACAACAACAGGUUGAUCUUCAACCACUUGGAGGAGGUGCUGGCGGCGCAGCCCCGCGCUGCCGUGAGCCAAGAGGACGCCUCCCUGCCGAAUCCUCUGCGCUUCGGACGCCUUUGUGGGAAGACUUCCUGCUACGAGCUCUGA
This is a messenger RNA of Effrenium voratum, 723 nucleotides long. NCBI's taxonomy places the organism in Eukaryota, Dinophyceae, Suessiales, Symbiodiniaceae. The record is from the annotation of a GenBank genome assembly.